Messenger RNA from Sclerotinia borealis F-4128, 3129 nucleotides. The record is from the annotation of a GenBank genome assembly. Lineage: Eukaryota; Fungi; Ascomycota; Leotiomycetes; Helotiales; Sclerotiniaceae.
AUGGAUCCUCCUCAUAGAUCUCAGAGUAAACAUCGAACCCCUUCGCAAAGUGCUCAAAUGCCCGGGCCUCAGAAGUUUAUACCAGACACCUCUCCGAGUCCGUUCACUUCGAAUUCGAAGUUGUUGCAGCGUAGUGUCGAGACUCGACACCCAACUCAGACUGUUUCUCUAGGAUGGCAAGAUGGAGAAGAUACCGUUGGUCAUACGUCGAGAUUACAAGUUGAGCUUGCAGAUAUUAUAGAAACGAAAACCGUUACCACAACCACCACGACCAAGCGAUCAUACCCUCCACUACUUUUUCAAAGCCCUCGACCACUUCAUAGCCUCGAUGCAAAGGAAUAUCCUUUAGCACUUAAGCCAACUCCUCCCGAACUUACUAAGAUUUUCUACGAAAUCGAUGGACAACAAAUGGAAUACGAGGAAUUUGACUUCCAAAACAUCAUGCACGAGGAUCUUGAAACCCAACCUCUCCGUAACCAUUAUCCACGCCGUCAAUCGAGGGAAGAUCGCGAGCAGUUCAGAGAUGGAUUGGAGAGAACAGGCCGAAUGGCGAGAUCAGUUGCAGAACCUAGCAACUUGAGAAAGCCUAUGAAAUCGAAAGGAAUACCCGAUUAUCGGCCCGCCAGCACUAGUUCGAGGCCCAGCAGUUCACAGGCACUAGAAGCUUUCAAGAAUGACGCCAAAGAUGCAGGUUCGCGACGUCGAAACCUCGGUCUUGUUAUGCACCUAUCCAAUUUACCAGCAACGCCCGAUAUGUCAGAAGUAGAGUUGUCUUCAAGAGAUGUCGCUCCACCAUUAGCUCCUCGAUUUCAAACUAAUGCACACGCACCCCAAUCCGGUCUAAGUCAAAACGACUCAUUUGAGAAUCUGGCAAGUCAGUUGGAAAUCGCCAACGAAGAACCGUUCAACGGCGCAGUUGCCACACCCCCAAUUGCAGAAUCCGACCUUGAGUCGUCUGGUCUUGAGGUGAGUUUUGAACAAGCACAGCGCCCGCAAUUAAACACUGUAGCUGCUCAAAACGCGAGCCUCCCUAGUCCUGGUCUUUCACCUACCGUUGCCUCUCCAGCAUUUGAUGAUGACGAUAUCGAGCUUACCAGCGAUACCCAGGAGACAUUAGACGAGGAUUCUCUUCAGGUAGCUGAGACGAACACAGCUCGAGAUCGCCGUAUCGGAUCUACAGGAUUACACUCGCAGAUGUCUACUCUUAUGGAUAUUGGUCCUAUGCUAGAUACUUUCAAUGCUAUGCCCGAUGAGAUGAAAACUCUCGUCAUGUACCAGCUGAGCCGAAGGUGCUCUAGGAAGACUCUUCGGGCUGUCACCGGUUUUGUCAAUCCUGCUUUGAUGUGCGAUUUUCUCGAUGAGCUUCCCACUGAACUAAGCCUGCAUAUCCUAAGUUACCUGUACCACAAAGACCUGUGCCGUGCAGCACAAGUUUCGAAGCGUUGGAGAAACGUUAUUGACUCCAAUGAAACAGGAUGGAAAGAACUUUUUGAUCGCGAUGGUUUCGUGCUCCAACCUGAAGAGCUCGAGCGAGCAAUACGCCAAGGAUGGGCAUGGCAGGAUCCCUACGGGCCGGAUGGCUAUGAAAUGGAUCUGAGCGUUAAAGACAGCUGUAAAUCAGUCAAUGGUGAAGUCGGUAUGCCUGGUAGCAGCAGCAAGAUUGAUGCAACUAGAAGAUCUCGGGCGGCCACUAAGAGAAAGCGGCCCACUGGAUGCUCGGGAUCGGAACGUGCAAAGCGGAGAGCAACAGGUAAUGACUUUUCGGCCAGAACACUAGAACUCGUGUCCAAAUACCACAAGUCUGAAGGCCCACUAAGCGCUGCUUCCGCUGCUGCAUUGGCUGUACCAGAUCCCCAAUUUGGUCUUCCAGAAUUACGGAAGCUUCAUCUCUUCAAAUCUUUGUAUCGUCGACACUAUUUUCUUCGUCAUAGCUGGACAAAUCGUGCCGUUGAACCUCAUCAUAUGGCUUUUAAAGCUCACCCAUCUCAUGUAAUUACUUGUCUUCAAUUUGAUGAUGAGAAAAUCUUGACAGGUAGUGAUGAUACAUGUAUUCAUGUCUACGACACGAAAACUGGAGCUCUACGCAAAAAGCUCGAGGGACAUGAUGGGGGUGUUUGGGCUUUACAAUACGAAGGAAAUGUUCUUGUUUCUGGUUCUACUGACCGUUCCGUACGCGUUUGGGACAUCGAAAAAGGCCUUUGCACUCAAGUAUUUCAUGGACAUACGUCAACUGUACGAUGCUUGCAGAUUCUCAUGCCGUCAGAGGCGGGCAAGACAGCCAGUGGCCAGUCUAUCAUGGUUCCGGAGCAGCCCCUUAUAAUAACCGGUUCUCGUGACUCUCAAUUACGCGUAUGGAAGCUACCCGCUCCAGGAGACAAGCGAUACAUUCAAACAGGACCGCCAACUAAUGAUGCUGAUUGCCCUUACUUCAUGCGCGUAUUAGCUGGACAUACACAUUCUGUUCGUGCCAUCGCAGCCCAUCAAGAUACGUUAGUAAGUGGUAGCUACGAUUGUACUGUGAGAGUAUGGAAAAUAUCAACGGGUGAAGUCAUGCAUCGUCUACAAGGACAUACCGCGAAGGUAUACAGCGUUGUUUUAGAUCACAAACGCAAUCGAUGUAUUAGCGGUUCUAUGGAUACAUACGUCAAAGUUUGGUCCCUCGAGACUGGUUCAUGUUUAUUCACUCUUGAAGGCCAUACGUCCCUUGUUGGCCUCCUGGACUUACGUGAGGAACGUCUUGUCUCAGCAGCUGCGGAUUCAACGCUGCGUAUUUGGGACCCGGAGAGUGGCGUUUGCAAGAGUACAUUGAGUGCCCAUACAGGUGCGAUCACCUGCUUUCAACAUGAUGGGCAAAAGGUCAUCUCUGGAUCAGAUCGCACUCUAAAGAUGUGGGAUGUCAAAACCGGUGAAUGCAUCAAGGAUCUUUUGGGCGACUUGAGUGGUGUCUGGCAAGUCAAGUUCGACGAACGAAGAUGUGUUGCGGCCGUCCAGCGUGAUAAUUUCACUUUUGUCGAGGUCCUUGAUUUCGGCGCAUCCCGUGACGGUGUCCCUAAAUCAGAACGUGGUCAUCGUAUCCUAUUGCGAGGAAUCGGCGAAACUGUCGAAGUUGGUGACUUUGCGAAUCCAUAA